Messenger RNA from Paramuricea clavata, 873 nucleotides. Lineage: Eukaryota; Metazoa; Cnidaria; Anthozoa; Malacalcyonacea; Plexauridae. The record is from the annotation of a GenBank genome assembly.
AUGGCGAUGCCUUUGACUCUAGUAACUUCAGUGACGAUUGAUUGGGUUUUUACUGACUCAUUGUGUAAAUUCCAUGGAUUUGCGCUAAUAUUAUUUAGCGAGACGUCGAUAUGGACUUUAACCUUUGUCAGUUUUGAGCGUUAUCUAUCUAUAAGGCAUCCAUUUCAUCAUCAACGAUGGGUCACGCCGACAAUCGUAGCAGGAGCAAUUGGGACGGUUUGGGCAGUGUCCAUUACAUUUGCCCUACUACCGUUUGGGAUAUCCGAAUUUACUUUCUAUCGAUUUAAUCAUAUCUGUAUAGCAGAUUGGAGAAUAAGUUUCCAUACUACUCUAGCCUACUGUGUUGGCUCUAUUUUCGUUCCGUUCACGCUCAUGGUGAUUUCAAAUGUUGGCAUUUUAAAAACGGCUCUGGAACAAAAUCGUAAGGUAGAUGUAAAAGUCGGAAACAUUCGGAAAAUGACGAUUCGGCCUAGCGAAGCACAACAGAUUGAUGCAGUACAGUUAGAAGUUGAAAGAAGAGCGGCUGCAAAGGCCAAAGCUCGCAAAAAGAAAGAAAAACGGGCAACCAUUUUAGUUCUGGCCAUUGUCGGAGGUUUUGGUGUCUGCUGGAUGCCUUAUACAGUCACCACCAUGUGUUUAAUGAUAAGAAGUCACGAGUGCUUGUGGCCUUCAAGGAUUUUUGUGGCCAGCGCUUGGUUAACUAAUCUUAACAGUGGGCUAAAUCCCAUCCUCUAUAUUGUGUUUAACGUCGCUUUCCGACGAGCAAUUAAACAAUUACUCGGAAUCAGUCGGAGGAAUGGAUUGGAAGUUAGUGAUGGAGGAACUUUUGUUACCACUGUGGCGCCGCUUAAUCGAAGCCCAGAAAGUUCGUAG